Formica exsecta is the source of this 3461-nucleotide messenger RNA. Its product is annotated as beta-1,3-galactosyltransferase 5. The record is from RefSeq and is a predicted model, not a curated record. Gene Ontology annotation, molecular function: hexosyltransferase activity. Lineage: Eukaryota; Metazoa; Arthropoda; Insecta; Hymenoptera; Formicidae. The transcript has 3 exons. Gene Ontology annotation, cellular component: membrane. The coding region runs from base 248 to 1321 and encodes 357 amino acids.
GCAAUUUCGCCACCGGUUCUCUUUCAUCUUUCAUCUCGCGAUUACCGUCCUAUAGCUAUAGCGGACCUUUAUCCGCGCAUGCCGGGUGGAGUGACGUCCACUACGGUCGCGUCAACUCGAGUGACACGGUCGCGACUAAGGAGGGACGCGCGCCGCAUCGAGGAAGGAAGAUGAGGGGUGUAAGGAAAAAAAAGAAAACACACUUCUGACAAGAAUCCGACGUGUAUGAUGAAAGGGGCUUAUUAGUAUGCUGGAUAAGCGACGGCUCCAUGCUUCCGGUACGUCGCCAUGCACCCUCAUCUUCGUGGUCAUUCUGGCACUAACUGGAUGCUUCUCGUUCUGGAUUCACAUCGAUGGUUCAGGAUCACCGAUCCCUUACUCCAGCGGCGGUGCGGCCGCGCCAGGAUAUAUCCUUAUAUUUCCCGGAAACGUUACGCCCUCCGUGCAGCCCUACUCGAUAAACGAACUUCCGUCCGAUGAUAAAUCCACGCUGAUCAACAUCACGGACUUCAGAUUCACCAUGAACCACAAUCCCUGCAAUCGCACGCAACCGUUGCUGCUAAUGUUAGUUCACUCGGCGCCGGGGAAUUUCCUGAAGAGACACGUCGUGCGAGAGACCUGGGGUCAACAAGCGCCGGACGUGACUUUAUUGUUUCUCGUGGGAUACUCGGAGGAAUAUCAAUCUAAGCUCGAAGAGGAGAACAAGAAAUAUCAAGAUUUAAUACAGGGAAACUUUCUUGAUGCCUAUAGAAACAUGACCUACAAGCACGUUAUGGGAUUAAAGUGGGCUACCUAUUACUGUCCAAGUGCCAAAUAUAUUCUUAAAUUAGACGAUGACGUUUUUGUUCAUUUACCGGCCAUGCUGGACUUUCUAACGCGUGGCCUCUCGCCGUGGGGUGCAAGACGUCUGAUUCUCUGUGAUCUUCUGUCGGCUUCCACAGUGAAGAGAUCCUGGCGCUCAAAGUGGCGCGUCUCUCCUCAGGAGUAUCCCGGUAGACUUUAUCCCGCGUAUUGUGCCGGAUGGGCAAUCUUAUACUCCCCCGAUAGUGUAUUUAUAUUGUACCGCGAAGCCCAGAAGGAGCCGUACUUCUGGAUCGAUGACGUGCACAUUACCGGGACACUGGCUAGGAAAGUAAAUUUAACGCAAACCUCAUUACACUCUUGGGUGCUUACGACCGAGAGCAUGCGGGACCUGUUGUCGAACCCGAGUACUCGACGAGAUUUUCUGUUUGGGCCUCCGGAUUUAACGGAGAGCGGGAUACGAGCCUUACAUAGUCUGGUUACUAAACCACGGCCUAGUAGCGAAAGCCUAUUGAAUUAAACAUGUCUAAUAGAACAAUUUCGGUUAUAUUUCGGGCGCGAUGUAACAUGAGGAAGAGAGGAGAGAGAAGAAAUAUGAGCAAUGAAUGUUCUUAUACUUUCCGCGUAUCUUAAUUCUAUAUACAUGCGUGUAUCUGUACAAUAGUCCAGUAAGUGUUCGAUUAUUUGCACAAACGCCAUAUUAUGCAUAAUGCAUAUGUAAUAGUGCGUUACAUAUAUGUGCAUAUGUGUGUAACAUAUUGUUACAUGGUGUGUAAUAUUAUACAUAUGAUGUGUAACAAAAUAUUAUGGAAUUUACAAUUGUCUUAUUUAAGCAAGGAUUGAAACCGGUAUAAUUUCAUUGAAUUCAGUUUCUCGCACUAAAGUGCAAUGUUACACCAAUUGUCACAUUUCCAGUGUCACGAAUAACAUAGGGAUCAAACUUUGCUGAUUUGUCGAGAAUUAAAGUUCAAACUCAAAUCGUUGAAUAAAGUACUGAUUUCAAUCCCUAUAUCAAAUAUUUAUAUAGAACAAUACUCAGAGAUGAAAAGAAAAUAAUCUCACUUUUAAAGUUUAAGAAAAAAAACUCGUCCUUUUCUCUUCUAGAUUGCUAAUUUGUAAUCAGGGCUUGUAAUUGAACAUUGUUUCACGUUAAAAAUAAUUUUCAGGAUAUUAUGUUCUUGAUUGUAUAUAUGCUUCAGAUUUUUUAAAUUUCUUAAUUAUUCAAGUCAUUAUUGCAUAAGACAGAUAACAGUAUCUAAUAAUUUGCAGCACAAUUGCAAUUGAUACCUGAUUUUUCAUGUACAGAUUGUAGUAAUUCAACCGUCUCUGGCUACUAUAUAGGACAUACGCACAUAUGCACGCACAUACAUGUAUAGAUCUCUAUGUUAAACGAGGGAGAGGAUCGACAAGAAUGUUUCUCGUUAUUCAAAACAAAUUUAAUGACAUUUUUGUUUGCAAAAUCUGUCACGCAAAAUAGAAAAUUCUACGAUUAUAUUGUAAUUAUAUUGAAAUGAGAAUCAAUUAAUUUUUAACAAACCGUUAUGAGCCCUGAUUAUUGCAUAUAUUGAAUUAAGUUAAAUCUGGUAUGAGAAAUCACAAAAAUAUUCUAAUUUAAAAAAAUGAAACACAGCACAUAUUUUUUUAUUUAUAUUUAUAAAAAUGCCAACACAUUAUAUGGGGAGAGUAAUAUUAGUAUAUUUAAAGAGUUUUACGUAUCUCGUGAUGGAAGACAUUCUUCUCUCGCAGUGAUAGAAAUUUGCGAGAUACGAGUGUGUUAUACUUUAUUGUAAAUUUAUUAAUCGGCGACAAGAGAUGAGGGAGUUCGUACAUGGAGCCACACUUGUGAAUGUACUUAAAUGUAAUGUAAUUAACGAACAAAUUUAAGAUAUUAUAUUGUUAUGCAAUUAACGAAUCGAAUUAAUAUUGUUAUGUAGCAACAAGUACAACCCCAAAACAAGGGUCCACUCACAAUUAGAUACAGAGAUCGCAGAUAUCUGUCUGUUUUUGAAUGUCUAUAAAUUUUUUAUGUGAAUCCGUUUUCUUUUCUUGUCUUCUUUUGAUCACGAUUAUAUUCGGUACUAUAAUAAAAAGUACGUGUCUGCAAAUUGUAACGUGUCAAGAAAUGUAAAAUUGUCCAUUUAGCUUUUAGUUAUGUUUAGUGAUUUCUGUAGGAUAUCGAUGAUCGAUGUGACAACUCCGAUAUUACUUCGCACUUCGCAUUGUAUUAUCUCUCUUUCAAUCUGAAAAUACAACGAAUAUGUCUACGGAAUAAAACACGCAGAAUUCCACUUGCUAGCACGUUAUAUUCGGAGCCGAAUUUUUUCUUGUGAUAUAACGGAGAGACGAUUCGGGCUCUACCGUCAACUCAAGUAUUUGCAAAUUCCGAAACUAGGCAGCAUAUUCGUAUAUUACAGUAUAGGAUAAAAAGAUCUGAUGAUAAUAUUAAUUAUUUAAGGAUUUCAUGCAUUAUAUUCCUCUCGACGUGGAUAUUCUCAGACGUUUUUACUGAUGUAUCAAGUUUUUUCUCAUAUAUCAUCUUAUUUAUAUAUUGUUUUCGGAAAGAGCAAGUAAUCUCUCUAUCGCGAUAAUGUCAAGUCGCAUAGUAUAAUUCUUGUGAUGGAAUAAAUACUUAUAAUUUCAAUAAAUAAUGGAUUAUUUAA